Molecule: messenger RNA, 6850 nt
Organism: Notolabrus celidotus (New Zealand spotty)
Lineage: Eukaryota; Metazoa; Chordata; Actinopteri; Labriformes; Labridae
Gene: rims2a
Product: regulating synaptic membrane exocytosis 2a
Exons: 27
Coding region: 33-4430 (1465 amino acids)
Biological process (GO): calcium ion-regulated exocytosis of neurotransmitter; regulation of synaptic plasticity; regulation of membrane potential
Cellular component (GO): presynaptic membrane; cytoskeleton of presynaptic active zone
Molecular function (GO): small GTPase binding; transmembrane transporter binding
Source: RefSeq, a predicted model, not a curated record
GACAGAAGAAGGAGGAAGCGAAGGAACAGUCGAUGUUGAAGAAGUUGCACCAGCAGUUUGAGUCGUAUAAGGACCAGGUUAAGAAGAUGGGGGAUGAAACAAAGCCAGUUCAGGACCUGAAGAGCGAAGCCCCGACUUGUGGGAUAUGCCACAAAACCAAGUUUGCCGAUGGCUGUGGCCACCUCUGUUCAUAUUGCCAAACGAAAUUCUGUGCUCGGUGCGGAGGACGAGUGUCUCUGCGGUCAAACAAGGUUAUGUGGGUAUGCAACUUGUGCCGAAAACAACAAGAAAUCCUCACCAAAUCGGGGGCGUGGUUCUAUGGCUCGGGGCCUGGUCAAGUACGGGGUGUGUUUGAGGGUGGGCCACAGGGCAAGAAGGCCAAACUACAGGACCCGUCCCUUUACCCCUACCAGGGAGCCUCAGGGGACCUGACACCAGGAUCAGACAGAAGCAGACCUCACGGCGGGCUCCUGCCUAGACAGGCGUCCCUUGACAACGGCUCGGGGCUGAGGUACUCGGGACCAGACACACCCAUUGACAGGAAACGAAGCCCAUCUGCGUCCAGGGAUCCAAACCAAAAAUACGACCAAAGGGAGGGGGGCGACCACUCACAGUAUGCCCCGACAGACGGCAGUAUGCCUAGAUCACCGUCUGACUAUGGGGAUGGGGACCCCCGGCGGGCUCCGCGGGGCCCACAUAUGUACCCAGAUGUGGAUGCAGCACGAAUGGGCUACCGGGACAGGCGGGGUCCUGGACGCUGGCACUCCCAGGAAUACCCGCUGGACCAGGAGCUAGAUGGACCAAGUGAGUAUGACCUCCAGCGGCAGCGCCAGGAGGAAUUCCAAACUCGUUAUCGUAGUGACCCCAACUUGGCACGGUAUCCUGUUAAGCCGCAGCCCUAUGAGGAGCAGAUGAGGAUGCACGCGGAAGUUGGGCGCCUUAGACACGAACGCCGCCAUAGUGAUGUGUCCCUGGCCUACACGGAGCAGGAUGAACCAAGCCCCAUCCGGUUGUCACGACAACAUCUCACUGAGCGCAGGCCGCCUAUGGUGGGACAGCGCUCUUACUCCGUUGAUCGCUCCUCUCCUGGGCCCAUGGGUCCUGGCCUUGGGGGCCACAGAACCUCUAAUCAUAGCCCCCCUACGCCUCACCGGAGCCCUGUGCUGGGUGACAGACAAGGGGACAUGAGGAGAGGCGACAUGGGUGGAGAUCCCAUGAGGAGGCAACAACACCACUUGGACCCUAGUUCAGCUGUCCGCAAGACGAAGAGGGAGAAAAUGGAGAGCAUGUUGAGGAAUGAUUCUCUCAGUUCAGACCAGUCAGAGUCUGUGCGCCCACCACCCCCCAAACCCCACAAAACUAAAAAGGGAGGAAAGAUGCGGCAGGUGUCACUUAGUAGCUCAGAGGAGGAGCUGGCCACCACACCAGAGUACACCAGCUGUGAGGAUGUGGAGAUAGAGAGUGAGUCAGUCAGUGAGAAAGGGGACAGUCAAAGGGGAAAAAGAAAAACUAUUGAGCAGGCAUUUAUGUCCGAGCCGACACACACCUUAUCUGAGAGGCAAAAGAAAAUGGUGCGCUUUGGGGGACACUCAUUUGAAGAGGACUUGGCAUGGUGUGAACCGCAGGUUAAAGACUCGGGAGUUGAUACGUGCAGUAGCACUACCCUAAACGAGGAGCAUAGCCAUAGUGAGAAGCACCCAGUGACGUGGCAGCCGUCCAAAGAUGGGGAUCGCUUAAUAGGGCGUAUUUUGCUCAAUAAGCGCAUGAAAGAUGGAAGUGUGCCUCGAGACUCAGGAGCUCUGCUUGGUCUGAAGGUGGUUGGCGGCAAGAUGACAGAAUCUGGUAGACUUUGUGCUUUCAUCACUAAAGUGAGGAAAGGAAGUCUAGCAGACACUGUUGGACACCUCAGACCAGGUGACCAGGUGCUGGAGUGGAAUGGGAAGCUUUUACAAGGAGCCACAUUUAAAGAAGUUUACAAUAUCAUUCUAGAAUCCAAGCCUGAGCCACAGGUGGAACUUGUGGUCUCAAGGCCUAUAGGCGAUAUUCCAAGGAUACCAGACAGCACACAUGCACAACUGGAAUCAAGUUCAAGUUCUUUUGAAUCUCAGAAGAUGGAUCGCCCGUCCAUCUCCGUCACGUCCCCCAUGAGUCCCAGCAUGCUGAGGGACGCCCCCCAGUACCUGUCAGGACAGCUCUCAGUCAAACUAUGGUAUGACAAAGUGGGCCAUCAGCUCAUCGUCACAAUCCUGGGUGCCAAAGACCUGCCACCCAGGGAAGAUGGCCGGCCCAGGAACCCUUACGUCAAAAUCUACUUCCUCCCUGAUAGAAGCGACAAAAGCAAGAGGAGAACAAAAACGGUAAAGAAAUCCUUAGAGCCCAAAUGGAACCAGACCUUUAUGUAUUCGCCGGUGCACCGGCGAGAGUUUCGGGAGCGCAUGCUGGAGAUCACACUGUGGGACCAAGCCAGGGUGAGGGAAGAGGAGAGCGAAUUCCUGGGAGAGAUCCUCAUUGAACUAGAGACAGCUCUUCUGGAUGACGAGCCACACUGGUACAAGCUACAAACCCACGAUGUGUCCUCCAUCCCGCUACCACGUGCCUCCCCGAACACACAGCGCAGGCAGCUCCAUGGAGAGAGUCCAACACGGCGGCUGCAGAACAAAGGCUCAUAUUCACACAACUCAGGAUCCCAGAGGAUAAGUGACAGUGAAAUCUCGGACUAUGAUUGUGAAGAUGGUGUGGGAGUAAUAACAGACUACCGGCCGAAUGGCAGAGACUUCCAGAGCUCCACGUUGUCGGUCCCUGAGCAGGUGAUGUCGUCUAAUCACUGCUCUCGGUCGGCUGAUAUCAAUCGGGCGCGGUCGCGCUCUCCCAGUGUUCCCCCUCCCUCCAGGAACCACGGAGCAAUGGAUAGACACGAGUAUCACAGCAGGUCCCGCUCUGCAGACCAGCGACCCACUAUAGAGCGCCCCACAUCCCGCUCGCGCUCCACUGAACGCCCGCACGACUCUUCACUCAUGAGGUCCAUGCCGUCCCUGCCAUCUGGGAGAUCCGCCCCCCCCUCACCUGCCUUGACGAGGGCGCAUCCUCGUAGUGGAUCAGUUCAGACAAGUCCCUCCAGUACCCCCAUGUCCAACAGGCGAGGACGACAACUCCCUCAGCUUCCACCCACUGGGAAAGAAAGAAAAGACACGGACUCACCAAGUUGGACGAACUCAGGUAUGGACAUGGAGGAGAGGACCAGACAGAUGAAACUAAAGAUGAACAAGUACAAGCAGGGAGCCGGCUCCGACUCCAGACUGGAGCAGGACUACCACAAGCGUUCAGGCAGAGAUCAACGGGGCUCAGAUAACCUGUCGGCCAAGUCAUCAGACAGUGAUGUAAGCGACGUGUCCGCUGUGUCGAGAACCAGUAGUACCUCUCGGUUCAGCAGCACGAGCUACAUGUCUGUCCAGUCUGAAAGGCCUCAAGGAAACCGAAAGAUCCGUGACUUUGCAUCCAAAAUGAAAAACAGGCAAAUGGGCUCGUCAGGAGGGAUAAACAUGACCAAGAGCACAAGCAUCAGCGGUGACAUGUGUAACCUGGAGAAGACAGAUGGGAGCCAGUCAGACACUGGGGUUGGCACGGUAGGCACCGACGAUAAGAAGAGGCGCUCCAGCAUUGGUGCCAAAAUGCAGGCCAUGGUUGGCAUGUCACGCAAGAGCCGGAGCACCUCACAGCUCAGCCAAACAGAAGCAGGAGGAAAGAAGUUACGCAGCACGAUCCAGAGGAGUACAGAAACGGGUCUGGCUGUAGAGAUGAGGAGCAGGAUGACUCGGCAGGCCAGCCGGGAGUCCACCGACGGCAGCAUGAACAGCUACAGCUCAGAGGGAAAUCUCAUCUUUCCUGGUGUGAGGCUUUCCUCAGACGCCCAAUUUAGUGACUUCCUGGAUGGUCUGGGCCCUGCCCAGCUGGUUGGAAGACAGACGUUGGCUACUCCACCUAUGGGCGAUAUCCAAAUUGGUAUGGUGGAUAAGAAGGGAGCACUGGAGGUGGAGGUCAUCAGAGCCCGUGGCCUUGUGGGAAAACCAGGUUCCAAGGCACUGCCAGCACCAUAUGUAAAGGUCUACCUUUUGGAAAAUGGAGCCUGCAUAGCCAAAAAGAAAACAAAAGUAGCAAGAAAAACCUUGGAUCCUCUUUACCAGCAGCAACUGCCGUUUGAAGAGAGUCCAGGGGGGAAGGUUUUACAGGUCAUUGUUUGGGGCGACUACGGACGUAUGGACCACAAAUCAUUCAUGGGGGCGGUUCAGAUACUGCUGGAUGAACUUGACCUGUCCAACAUGGUGAUUGGCUGGUUCAAGCUCUUCCCUCCCUCCUCAUUGGUUGACCCUACUCUGGCCCCACUGACAAGAAGAGCUUCCCAAUCCUCACUGGACAGUUUCUCUCGGUCAUAGCAGCGUGUGAACUGAUAGCGUUGUUGUAGCAGCCAGUGUUGCAAUUACAGGUCACAACCCCCGGUUACACUGCAUGCUUGAUGUUGUGUCUUCUGAGCCUGUUUCUAGGGGUACAAAUGUGAUCCUGUGUUUCAAGCAAAAACGUCGCGCACAUUGUGCACAUGGCGAAGCGUGUUGCAAGCGCCUGGCAGCCUGGAUUGCUGGGUGUUGUUAUUGAUGUUUGGAGGAAGCUGGAAUGAACUCCUUAGCACGAGGAAUCCGUCAGUUCCAGGUUUUCAUCCAAUUUGAAGCCAUGGGGGUCAGUACUGGGAACUGCGAAAACGAGUUCUACAGAAGCCCUUUUUCGAAUGAAAAAAAAAUCGUUUUGCUCUUUUUUUUCUUUUCUUUUUUCCUUUUCUUUUUUUCUUUUGUUUUGUUUUGUUUUGUUUUUUUGUUAAUGUAAAGUACUUGUGUCUGAAGGGGCUGACAGUGUUUCUAAAAACAGAUGCUUGGUCAUGCCACGCCAACAGACCUAGCUGCGUAGAUGGAGUUUUGGAGACAUAACUUUGGGUGAGAUGUGUCCCAGCUUGUAUCCACACUCCCACGAACCCCAAGAGAAAUGCCCUGAAUACCCUAGGUUUAUUGUGCUGAGUCAAGCAGCAGUGGUAAACUACCAGAGAGACUUCACAGUUAAUCAGAGGUGAUACUGAAGUGGCUGCCAUCAAACCUCCAAAAAAUUCAGUAAUGAACCAAACCCUAUGAAAAAAUGUACAAUCUACCAUCAUUCUUUCUCUGUUGAUAUAUUGUAUGAAAAUGAAAUGAGAAAAGAUAUUUUUUUCCUUUUAAGUUCAUUUGCAUGGACACAAAUUUAGCUGAAUAAAAAAAAGGAAAUUAUUUUCUUGAGGCUGCAACUUGCAAAAAGAUAAAGAAAAUAAAACAGAUCAGCCAUUUUCAACAAUUUAUAUUAUUUUUAAAGAAAAAUUUCACUAGUGCAUGGUUUUCAGGGGAGUGAAUGCAUCAUUGUGAUUAAAAAAACACAUUGUUUAUCAUUCUUUAGACCAUUCAUGUGUCUGUAUUUUGCAGACAUACAGAUAAGGGAAACUUUAAGGAAACUUUUCAAGUUAUUUAACAGAAAAUGUUUAUGUGACAAAAAGUAAUAAUGAAAAUAAAUGUAAAUUAUUUAUUUCAUUGUAAAAGGCUCAUGCCUUAUUAAGAUAAACAUUAUGUGCAAAUUGUACAUGUUUCUCUUUUUCUUCCUUGUCCCAGGGUACUUCUCAUUGUACUAUUCAUCGCUAUCAUUGUUCAGUCCCCUAAUAUUGUCCAGAUUUUAGGACUGUUGGUUACUUUAAAGUUCUGUAUUGUUUCAGUAGGUAUUUUAUUUUGGAUUUGAUUUGUUUCACAAGCAUGUUGAAAAGGAUUUUCUGCAACAUGGCUUGGGCACACCUUACAGUAACUCAGCAUGUUUUGAUAAAGAUGAUAUUUGGAAUUUUUGCAGUUUCUUGUACAGUGCAUGUAAACUUCAUUACUUUUUUCCCUCACCUGAAAUUGAACUCUGGAGCAAAAAUAGUUCUUGGUCUUCCGUGGCCAAUUAUUGAAGGUUCAACAAAAACAUUCCACCCCCAAGGUCAUAUUUUCUUUCAGGUUUUUUGAGAAAAAAAAAUGACAAGGAAAAUAUUUUAUAUUUAAUGGAGGUUGACAAAACAGUUGUGAUUGCAAGUGUAUUUUAUUUCAGUAUUGUUGGCGAACAUGCAAAAAUGAUCUGUACUGGUACAGCAAGAGGUCUAUACAUAAUCAAGAGGCAGCAAACAUGCGAAGAUGUAUGUUGCUGUGGUUCAAUCUUACAGGCACUGUUUGUGAAGAUGAGCUCAUCACAAGUUCAAAUAACAAGGGAUAUUGCCACAGAAAAUGUUUUUUUUUUCUUGUUUUAUUAAAAUGAAAUUGAUUUACUAUAUUUUUGUUAGUUUUAUUUAAAAGCCAAGACCAGUUUAUUUUUUAUUUCUAUUUUUUAGUAAUUAUAAAUACUUCUCACGUCUGAGAAGUAGAUAAAUCUAAUAGUUGCAGUAUGUCUGAAUGAAAUUGAACUGAGGCAUUAUUCCUUUUCCAUGUGACAUAAAUUUGUUUUAAUGUCCAAGAGAACAUUGUGGCUGUCACAAGCUACAUUAUAUAUUUUACUUUCAAUUUUCAUUGUACAUACCUUUAGAUGUCAGAAUUUGAAUAAACAAGCUACCAUGAGUAGAUUGAUAGACUCUUCUGGAACAGGAAAAAUGCCUCACAUGAUGACAAAGACAUAUGUUAUUUAUCCUUUUGAAUGCCUUUUAAUUUUCUCUUUUUGGUGCAAUGUGUUAAUGCCAAGGCUAUGUCUUGGUUAAGUAUGGUUGAGUACAGAGAUUUAUGUAAGUUAUUUUUCAAAUUAAAAAUAAAAAAAUUGAUAUUACACUGAU